Cyprinodon tularosa is the source of this 1698-nucleotide messenger RNA. RefSeq names its product G protein-coupled receptor 182 (gene ackr5). Lineage: Eukaryota; Metazoa; Chordata; Actinopteri; Cyprinodontiformes; Cyprinodontidae. Bases 171 to 1256 code for a protein of 361 amino acids. Gene Ontology annotation, cellular component: membrane. The record is from RefSeq and is a predicted model, not a curated record. Gene Ontology annotation, biological process: G protein-coupled receptor signaling pathway. The transcript is spliced from 2 exons. Gene Ontology annotation, molecular function: G protein-coupled receptor activity.
GACUUCUGUCAGCUUGAUCCCUCAGAUAGUCCACAGCAUCAGAGCUGGAAGGAGACGUCUCCUUCGUGCAUGCUUCAUUCGGGGGUGAGAAAACAAACCUGCAUACGGAAAAGGAUUCAAGCAGAUUUUCUCCUGCUUAAAUCCAGCAACCCAGCUUCCACAGCAAGAUCAUGACUCUUAACCACAAUCACUCUCUGGGCUUCUAUAACGGAUCGCCAUGGUUCAUAUACGAGUGCACCCUCGAUCUGGAUACCAACUACAGGCGCAUCGCCCUCUUCCUGAUCUACCUGUUCAUCUUCAUGGUGGGCCUGCUGGAAAACCUGCUGGUCAUCUGGGUUAACUGGCGCCGGCGUCACUCAGCCAAUGGCGUGCUCUUCUGCAUCAUUAAUGUGAGCCUGUCGGACCUGAUGGUGAUUGUGAUCCUGCCUUUCUUCAUGCUGGAGGUGACUUUAGACAAGGUUUGGCUAUGGGGAGGUUUCCUCUGCAAGGUUACCAACCUCAUCUAUGUGAUCAACUUCUACAGCAGCUCCUUCUUCCUGGCCUUCAUGACCCUGGAGCGUUACCUGUCCCUGACCAGACCGUCGCUGCCGACCCUCCUCCCAGUGAUGGGCCGGCAGCGCUGGCUGAUCUGUGGAGCCCUGUGGGUGUUUUCCUUGUUUUUGGCCCUGUUGGAGAACGUUCAUGUGAAUCUCCUAGAGUGGGACGAGCCGGGCUGCUACAUGAUGCCUGAGCACAGCUACACCGAGUGGUUUGUGUCUGUCGCCUUCCUCUGUACGAUCUUCCAAUUUGUGGGCCCAGCUGCCAUUAUCAUUACUUGCAACGUGCUGAUCGCCCGUGCUGUUAGAACAGCCCCGGAUGUGGAGGGGCGGCGGGACGUGUGGUUGGUCCAUGUGUACUCCCUGGUGUUCGUGGUGUGCUGGCUUCCUUACCACUUGGUUACGUUGCUUAUGAUCAUAGACGACCUUGACCCCUUUUUGUUCAGCUGUAACACGGUGGAGUUCCUUUACUUCUCCUACAUUGUGGUGCAGGGUAUCGCUCUUUUCCACUGUGUCGCAAAUCCUCUCCUCUACAAUUUCCUCAGCAAGAGCUUUCGCCGCAAUUUGAUCAACACUGUGAUAAGUCACAUCCCAAGGGAGGAAGCAGCAGAGCAGAUGGAAGUGGGGGCAAAGCCCAACACCAAUGGGGGCAGAGAGGACCCGGGUAAGCAGCGCAAGAUGAGUAACGCAAGCACCAGCCAGUCUGAUGUUGGGUCAUAAAAAGAACUUUGGAUUCUUGUCAGGAAGAAGACAUUUUGUUCGUUUCAGUAAAAUCUAGAGAAAAAGAAAUAUUUAGCUGUGCACUUCAGACUAGGUCUCUAAUGGGCACAACUUCCUCCUAUAUCCCACCUACUGCUUAUUUUUCCUGCAUAAUAUCAUGAGGUUUUAGUGGAGCAAGGCGGGCAAUAUUUGUUUUUUUUUCUCCAAAGCUGCUCAGCUCCCACAGGACCUUUGGCCAAUGACUGUAAUCUUCUAACAAAGGGGAGGAAUAGUGCCACGCCAGGAAUGUGUGUAGACAAACAUCUGCACACGUCCAGCCCUUAUGGACUUCUAUAGUUGCAAACAUUGGAAUACAGCUCGUUAUUUUAAGAUCAAAUCAAGGCAUACAUCGCAUUUCUGUCGUAGUAUCUGUGCAUACUGAAUAAAAAAACUUUAAACAGUG